ACCAUCAUGCCGUACGACCAACAGCCCGGAGCUCUUGCAGUACCGGUUUAAAGUUCCCGCAGUCGAGUUCCCACAAGAAUAAUCCAUCGUUUUUCCCCCAGUGUUGCUAGAAAACCAGCCGCUGAAAUCUCCCCUCCCCCGUCCCCAAAUCCCAGGACGAGCCGAAUAAAUCCCGCAUAAUCAAAAAAAGUUUGAAAGAGUUGAAAAAUUGAAAAAAAUAGACAGUGCGCGAGGGGGGAGGAGCGACCUCGAGGGACGGCUAGUUUGAAGGACGUCGGCUCCUUCAGGGAAUCAAAACAAAUAAAAAACAUUUUGUUGAGAAAAAACUCUUCCGUGGGGUCGAAUUGAAGUGCCUUAAACCGUCCCGGGGAAAGGAAAGGAUUAAUUCCGUCUCACUUUAUUUCUUCACGAUUGGGUGACUCUGUCUGUUGAUCAGUUUUAAAAGCGAAAAAUAUGGCGUGUGAACAGUGGUGUUUCUUAGCCCGUGGGUGUAUCGUUGGAUUCACAUUGUGCCUUGUUGUUGGAUCAAGCCUCGGAGACUCAGGUGAUUUAUACAAGUACACUACCAUCGGCGAGAACCAGAGUAUCAUUAAGCACGUGGUCCUGCUGGAUGAUGUACACCAUGAUUCCAGGCAAAAACGAUACGUUGAACCAACUCCUGCAGCCAAUUCAACGACAACUUCGCCAGUACCACCGGGUUCUAUUCAUGAUCCACCACUGAUAAAAGUAGGAACCGGUUCAACAGCCAAUGUAACAUACUCGACAGACAACGCCUCUAAUUCAACAACUGCACCAACAACUACAACUAUUGCACCGGCCGUGAAACCCGAGGCCGGAAAAAGUGGACAGAAUAUUACGGCUACAUCGACACCUCCGAGUGCUACCAAAGUACCGAUAAUCUGGGCAAAUCAAACAAAAUGGGCGAAUGCGACGAAGGACAAACCCCUCACGAGAGACGACAACAAAACAACAAAAGUGAACCUGACCCAGAGCGAGCCCUCCUCAAACUCAUCCGACAUAGACAGUAUAAUGAUUGACAAAUUCAACGAUGUAACUAACAAGACCCUCACCCAGAACAACAUAACAAAAACCGAGGAGGACAACUACCAGUACUACAACAGUACAUUUUACGUGGAUGAGAGCAUCGGAAGGAGCUUCUGGGUGGAUCUCGACAAUCACCCAGACAAACAGAUCAACAGUCUCCUGAGCGACAGUCAUCGUAGAGCAGCCACUGUUAAACUAACGUUUGACUUUCCGUUCUACGGACACAAAGUUCGUAAUAUAACAAUUGCAACUGGUGGAUUUCUGUAUACUGGGGAAUUUGUACACAGUUGGCUCGCUGCCACACAGUACAUUGCCCCGCUGAUGGCGAAUUUCGAUACACGACUGUCAGACGAUAGUCAUGUGAAGUAUGCCGACAAUGGUACAGCUUUCACAGUCGAAUGGUCAAAAGUGAUUCUUCAAGAUAAGCAAGAGGCCGGUCCAUUCACGUUCCAAGUGACCCUCCACAAAAAUGGAAACAUCGUAUUCGUUUACGCAGUGAUGCCGCUUUUGGUUGAAGAAAUUGAGGAUAAAGCCCAUCCCGUCAAAGUGGGACUCAGUGACGCCUACAUCAUGGACAAAACUCACUACUAUGUCCGAAGAAAAACAAUCUACGAGUACCACCGUGUGAACUUGAGCCGCCAGGACAUAAAAAAUUGGACAGUUAUCUGCCUCAAAGCGUUACCCACAUGCUUGGAGAUGGACAACUGCUUGGAUUGCUUGACGAAGGUCCCGGAAUUUGCGUGCAAGUGGUGUCCAAAUUUGAAUCAAUGCAGCACGGGUACCUUCAGGAAUAGGCAAGACUGGGUGGAGAAGGACUGCGAUAAGAAGAAUAUCGGGGAUGCGGCCAGUUGUCCCGCCAAGAAGACAACUGAUCAUGAGCCUGCCAGGGGUAGCCCCGAGGGAGAAUUGUCAGCGAGUGUCGAGCCUAAUCGACUCUCCAAAGACUUCUCUGCUUUGGAGCAAACUCAUGAACACAUGAAUAUGAAUCACAUGGGAGUCUCCGGAAUAAUUGGAAUUCUCUUGGUAGUCUCACUUAUCGCUGGACUGGCAGGCUGGGCCGCCUACGCUUAUCGCAAUCCUCACAGCGCAUCUGGUCAAAUGUUAAUCAGAUACCGUCCAAGUCAGUGGAACUGGCGACGAGGUGAAGCUCGUUACACAGCUGCAACAAUCCACAUGUGAUGAGAUAAUAGCCGAUAACAGUCAAUUCUGAAACUGUCGGACCAAAUUCUUUCCCCUUUCACCUUUUUUUAAUGAAGAAAAAAAAAUUAUAUCAAGAGGCUUCAGUGUGAAGCUGAUAAGAGUCUUUAUUACUUCUAAGUUGCCUGCUGCAAUGACGCAUCACGCCUGGAUCGGGGCCUUUUAACCUGAAAAUUGGGAGAGCAAUAAACAACAAAUUAUCUUUCUUUAUCGAUGGACCAAUUAUGUGAUAUCGUGCGACAAUGCAAUUCUGUAAAAUAAUGUUCUCUCCAUUUCAACGAAAUUUAAUUUCAAAUAGAAAUCCUUCGAGAGAAUUAUCAAUUGUAUACUUCAAAAAUUAUGAAUGUGUUAUCUAGAUGAAUUCAGCAGUGCAAUUGUAAAUGGUAACAAAUCAAAUUUGUCAUUUUUCUCAAUUGUGCGUUUAUCUGAGGAACAAGUGGUUUCAGGGGAAAUUGUCAGGACGUUUUUUUAGAUCAAGUUUUCCAAAAAGAAAUGUCUUUUCGUAUUGUUUUCUGAAAUCACUCGUUAUCGAGAUGAUUCAAUGUUUAAGAAUAUGGGAAAAAUUGAUUUGUUCCGUUACAUUCAUGACUGAAACUAAAAUUGUAAAAAUUCAAGUGCCUUCACAGUCAAUUACCUGACAAAAAGAUAACAGUUGCAGUUGGAGGACAAGUGAUGUAGCAAUCAUAACCGGGCGAUUGAGUGAUUAUGUGAUUCUUAGCAGGAUAUGGUGAACUUCGUUAUUGUUUAAGAAUAUGUGUUUCCUUUUUUUAAUAUCUAAUUAAACGAAUUCAUCGCUGUAAUUGUUUUAGGUAUGUAAUUUUCUCUGUCUACGGCAAACAUUGUAAUGAUUCUAGGAAGAAUACAGUGAAUUAUUUUUGAUUGAGAAAUUUCAGUUGCAAGAGAAACAGAGUCAAAAGAGAGCAAAAUCAUGGAAUGUUAUCUAGUUUUGUGAAAGUAAAAUUUUUCAGCGAGCUAUCAAAUUUCUCAAUCAUGGAAAAAUGGAGAUAUAUAAACAUAUCUAUUAUAUUUAUGAGUAUAUAUAUUUUAUGGUGAAUUUGUAAGCGAGGCAAGCACUCUUAAAGGGACACUCGGGAGAUGAUAAAAAAUAUAUAUAUUAUGAAAAUUCGAAUGAUCUGACAGUACUGAUCGGUUAUAAACUCUAUUUUUUUUUGUGUGUACAUAGUAGAUUAAUUUCGAUGAUUAUUUUUACAUAACUCUUAAGUGAGAUAUACAAUACUGUCAUCAAAGGGUGCCUUCUGGAGAAAACAUCACUUCUGGAUUUUUUGGUUGAUUCGAAAGAACGAAAGAUCAAUGGAAUUACGUACAAGUACGAUUUAUUGGGUUGGAGAGACCAUGAAGUGCUAAUUUCUCAAAUUUUCUGUCAUUUUAUUGGUAUGGAGUUAUUUUUACAAUCAUGUAUUUUGUUGCACGGUGCAAUUUUUGGUAAUUGGAAAUGUAUACAUAUAUCUGGAAAAUUUUAAAGUUUAUUAUGAAUGAAUUGAAUAAGCUUUCUAUUAUAUUUACACUGUAUGAUUGAUUUAAUAGUUUGUGAUAAUAAAUAUUUCAAUUUCAA
Molecule: messenger RNA, 3814 nt
Organism: Diachasma alloeum
Lineage: Eukaryota; Metazoa; Arthropoda; Insecta; Hymenoptera; Braconidae
Product: plexin domain-containing protein 2
Exons: 7
Coding region: 454-2223 (589 amino acids)
Source: RefSeq, a predicted model, not a curated record